AUGGAUAAAUUUCCUCUUGUUAUUUUAUUGGUAUUUGCAGUAAUAUCCGGUGAAGACAAUGAAAAAGUCUCAUGUCGAGAAUAUAGUUGCUACCGACUUCAGAUCAGAAGUUCAAGACAAUCUACCCUACUUUUUGCUGGAAGAUUGUUGCAACAAUAUGCCGUUGACAUGUAUAUAAAACUAGAGACAACACGGCUAGAUUAUUGUCAACGAAACCAAGCAAAUUUGAGGGCCGAGCUUUACCAAGGGAUUGUGGAUAGUGUAUCGAAAGGAGAAAGUAGGGGAAGCGAAGUUGGAAAAAGAAUCGUUCUUCCUCCAUCUUUUAUUGGGGGUCCAAGAGAUAUGCGCCGCAGAUAUCUAGACGCGUUGGCAUUAGUUCAAAAAUUCGGAAAACCUGAUCUUUUCAUUACAAUGACCUGUAAUCCAGAUUGGAGUGAGAUUAAAGAAAAAUUGUACGUUGGUCAACGGGCUCAAGACCGUCCAGAUUUGACAGCCAGAGUAUUUCGAGCAAAGUUGCAAGAUUUAAAGGAUCAACUAUUCAAAAAGGAAAUUUUUGGAAAAGUGGCAGCACAUGUUCAUGUAAUUGAGUUUCAGAAAAGGGGACUGCCACAUGCUCAUAUGUUGAUAAUUUUAAAGUCAGAAUACAAAAUUACAACUCCAGAACAAUUCGACCGAUUUGUUUGUGCUGAGCUUCAAGAUGAAGAAAAACACCCUGAACUCAAUGAAUUAGUGCUAAAGCACAUGAUGCAUGGACCAUGUGGAGAUUUGAACUUAAAGAACUCUUGUAUGGUUGAUGGAAAAUGUAAAUACCACUAUCCACGACCGUACUGUGAAAGUACAAUACAAGGUAAAGAUGGUUAUCCUAUUUAUAAAAGAACAAAAAAUGGUCCGGCAUUUGAAGUACGUAAGGCAAAGCUAGAUAACCAAUGGGUGGUACCUUACAAUCCAUAUUUGUUAUCGAGAUAUAAUUGCCAUAUCAAUGUUGAGAUUUGUUCAGGAGUGACAGCGGUGAAAUAUCUUUACAAGUACAUCUAUAAAGGACACGAUAGAGUGGCAGUUCAUAUAAGCCACAACGAUGAAGAAAUGGUCAUUGAUGAAAUUAAACAAUUCCAAGAUGCUCGGUGGGUUUCUGCUCAAGAAGCAAUGUGGAGAAUUUUUGAGUUCAAUUUAAAUGAAAUAUACCCUGCAGUUAUUAAUCUGCCUCUUCAUUUGCCAAAUCAGCAGUCUGUAACUUAUUGGACAAAUCAAAAUUUAGAGAAUAUUUUGGGAUGGGAUCAAACCUCAAAGACAAUGUUGACAGAGUAUUUUUCCAUGUGUGCAAAAAGUGCAGAUGCAAAAAAGUACCUGUAUAGAGAAUUUCCAGAACAUUAUGUAUGGGAUAAGAAAUACAAAUGUUGGAACGAGAGAAAGAAAAGAGAUGUUAUAGGACGGAUAAAUGGGGCAAAUCCUAUAGAAGGAGAACGAUUUUAUCUUCGGUUACUCUUGAAUCAUGUUAGAGGGCCAACAUCUUUUCAGGAUCUGCUAACUGUUAAUCAUAUGAGAUGCUCAAACUUCAAAGAGGCUGCCCAAAGAAGAGGAUUAAUGGAGUCCGAUCAAAGUAUAGUUGAAUGUUUAAAUGAAGCAAUAUCUUUUCAAAUGCCGCAUGAGCUAAGAAGAUUAUUUGCUAUCAUAUUGGUUUAUUGUGCACCGACAAAUGUGAAGGAUCUAUGGGAUACUUACUUCGAUCCAAUGUCCGAGGACUUCAAAAGAGAACCAGGAACCACAUAUAAACUACAAGUCAUGAAAACUUUAAAAAGCUUAAAGUUUUUCUUGGAGAGUAUGGGAAAAAAAAUCAAUUCCUAUGAUCUUCCUCUAAUUCCAACAGAGUUGAAUGAUGUCCUGGAUGAUUUACCGAGAGAGAUAGAAGAUGAAAUGUCAAUUGUAAUACCUGAAGAAGAUUUGGAAGCAGAACUUAAGCUGAAUUCUGAGCAACACAAAGCCUUUUUGACAAUCUUAGAUUGUGGAACAGGGAAAACAUUUCUCUAUCGUGCCUUGUUAGCUCGUGUUAGAUCGAACAAACAGAUAGCAAUUGCAACAGCAACAUCAGGAGUUGCUGCUUCAAUAAUGCCUGGUGGACGAACAGCGCAUUCCCGAUUUAAAAUACCAAUAGAUGCAAGUGACUCAACAGAGUGUUCUUUAUCGAAACAAAGUGGAGCUGCAGAGCUAUUGCGUAGAGCAAAAUUACUGAUAUGGGAUGAAGCACCAAUGGCUAAACGGUGGGCUAUUGAGAAUGUCGAUAAAUGCCUUCAAGAUAUAAUGGGAAAUGAUCAACACUUUGGUGGAAAAGUUAUCGUGUUUGGUGGAGAUUUCCGACAAGUAUUACCCGUUGUUCCUAGAGGAACGAUUAACCAAACAAUUUAUGCGAGUUUGGUCAAAUCAUCUCUAUGGGGAAAAAUGAAAAAGUUUACUUUGUCCACAAAUAUGAGGGCCAAAACUGAUCCAAAGUUCUGUGAGUUCUUGCUUAGAGUUGGAAAUGGUGAAGAACCAGCUGAUGCCGAAGGGAAUAUCAAAAUUCCACAACAGAUGAUUAUUCAUUAUGAUAAUGAUGAAGACUCGAUACAACGACUUAUUAUGGCUAUCUUUCCAUCUCUAAGUAAUAAUUCUCAUUCUGCUGCUUACAUGACAAGCCGGGCUAUACUCACAACAAGAAAUGAGAAUGUGGACAAAUUGAAUGAGAAAUUGAUAUCUUUGUUUCCUGGGGAAGGAAGAUCAUUUCAUAGUUAUGAUGAAGCGAUUGAUGAUGUAAACAACUAUUACGAAGAGGAAUUUCUUAAUUCUUUAUCCCCGAAUGGUCUCCCUCCUCAUAAGUUGUUACUCAAAAUAAAUUGUCCAAUCAUUCUUCUAAGGAACCUAGACCCAUCAAACGGAUUAUGCAAUGGUACAAGAAUGGUCUGCAGAAAUUUCAAGGAUAACGUAAUUGAUGCAGAGAUAGUCUUUGGGCAACAUAGUGGAAAACAUGUAUUUAUACCUAGAAUACCACUUUCCCCAGCUGAGAAUGAAGGUUAUCCAUUUAAGUUUAAGCGGAAACAGUUUCCGGUAAGACUUUGCUUUGCCAUGACAAUUAAUAAAGCGCAGGGACAAACAAUUUCAAAUGUAGGUGUAUAUUUGCCUCAGUCCGUUUUCUCACAUGGCCAAUUAUAUGUUGCCUUAUCAAGAGGAAUUUCAAUGUCCACUACGAAAGUGUUAAUCAAACCAGACACUCCAGGCAUUAGAGGAAAAACGACGACAAAGAAUGUGGUGUACAAGCAAGUGUUGGCUGCUGGUAAAUUUUAA
Molecule: messenger RNA, 3312 nt
Organism: Erythranthe guttata (spotted monkey flower)
Lineage: Eukaryota; Viridiplantae; Streptophyta; Magnoliopsida; Lamiales; Phrymaceae
Source: RefSeq, a predicted model, not a curated record